UGUUCGCACACUACUCUCGCGAAGUUAAUCGCAACGGAAGUUCCACUAAAAACUCCCGCUGAAAUGGUCGAUUGAGCCAUGUAUUUCCGAGACGGUGGCGGUCGAAGGAUGGCCAUUCUCAAGUGGAUAUUCGCCAAAAUGGCUCUUGUUUUCUGAUUUACGCCCACAUUGACUUUUGUGCAGUGGUAGUUGUUUGCUUUACAAGGACGGUUUUGAGGAGCCGUAAAAGCCUCACACUAGGGGCCCGAUCGAGAGAAGAACUCGAAGUUUGUGAAGUAAAAAGGAGGCCACAUGGAGGCCAUUCUCUGCCAGCCAACGUAUUUGAUCGGCAACCGCUUCACCAAGAAAACGUUCCCCGGCCUGGUCCCCCACAUACAGUACCACCUCUGUCGCUCGAGCACAAACAUGCUCCUGAAAAUCGAGAACCAGCUGCUGCAGAGACACCGACAGCGCGAGACCACCGGCAUCAAGAAGCUGUACAACUCCUUCUUCGUGCUGUUCUAA
This is a messenger RNA of Aricia agestis (brown argus), 504 nucleotides long. RefSeq lists its product as uncharacterized. Bases 292 to 504 code for a protein of 70 amino acids. Lineage: Eukaryota; Metazoa; Arthropoda; Insecta; Lepidoptera; Lycaenidae. The record is from RefSeq and is a predicted model, not a curated record. The transcript is spliced from 2 exons.